Messenger RNA from Sinocyclocheilus anshuiensis, 1719 nucleotides. RefSeq names its product lactadherin-like. Gene Ontology annotation, cellular component: plasma membrane. Lineage: Eukaryota; Metazoa; Chordata; Actinopteri; Cypriniformes; Cyprinidae. The transcript has 10 exons. The record is from RefSeq and is a predicted model, not a curated record. Gene Ontology annotation, molecular function: signaling receptor activity; calcium ion binding. Bases 89 to 1525 code for a protein of 478 amino acids.
AUCCCAUAGUCUAGCUGCUCCACGUUUGGGGAUGACGUCAGGAGACCGCUCCAGGACUUUAGAAACAAUCAGACAGUAGAGUACCAAUAUGAAUACCCUUAGCCUCACUCGGUCCGGUAUAACAGUUUUCGUCAGUUUAGUCAUUUGCAGCAUUUGUACCGUGAAUGGAGAUUACUGCAAGGUGAACCUGUGUCAUAAUGGAGGGACAUGUGUGACUGGCAUUGGAGAAGAUCCCUUCUUCUGCGUCUGUGCUGAAGGAUUUGCUGGAGAUACUUGCAAUGCCACCGAGAAUGGUCCUUGUAUUCCAAACCUGUGUAAAAAUGAUGGGACAUGUGAGGUGAUCGCUAACUCCAGAAGAGGAGACGUUUUUAAUGAAUAUGUGUGCAAAUGCCAACCUGGGUUUGAAGGUGCACACUGCCAUAUCAAUGUGAAUGACUGUGCAAACCAGCCUUGUAAGAAUGGAGGCCUGUGUCAUGAUCUGGAUGGGGACUACACCUGCCACUGCCCUUCUCCAUACGUUGGGAAGCAAUGCCAGCUACGCUGCAUAUCUCUGUUGGGGAUGGAGGAAGGUGGAAUCAUAGAGUCCCAGAUCUCGGCUUCCUCUGUACACUCUGGCAUUCUGGGGCUGCAGCACUGGGGACCGGAGCUCGCACGCCUCAAUAACCAGGGCCUUGUGAAUGCCUGGAGCUCCGCACCCCAAGACAAGAACCCCUGGAUUGAGGUUAACAUGCAGAAGAAGAUGCGUCUCACUGGAAUCAUCACCCAAGGAGCCAGCCGCAUGGGGACAGCUGAGUUUGUCAAGGCUUUCAAGGUUGCAUCCAGCUUUGAUGGCAAAUCAUACUCAGUGUACAGAGUAGAUGGCCAGAGAAAAGGCAAAGUGUUUUUGGGAAAUACAGAUAACGAUGGAACUAAGACAAACAUGUUUGACCCUCCCAUUGUGACCCAGUAUAUUCGCGUCAUUCCUGUGGUGUGCCGUACAGCUUGUACUCUCCGGAUGGAACUUGUGGGCUGUGAGCUUAAUGUGCACUCCAGAACAAUUGGUUGCACCGAUCCGCUGGGCAUGAAGUCCCGUCUCAUCUCUGACGUGCAGCUUACAGCAUCUAGUAGCUUCCGCACCUGGGGUAUUGAUGCCUUUACCUGGUACCCCUUCUACGCUCGCCUGGACAAACAAGGCAAGACUAACGCUUGGGCGGCAGCGAGCAACAACCGCUCAGAGUGGCUCCAGGUGGCUUUGGAGAAACCUAAAAGAAUCACAGGCAUCAUCACUCAGGGAGCAAAAGACUUUGGAGUUGUGCAGUUUGUUUCAGCCUUCAAGAUUGCAUACAGUGAUGAUGGACAAUCUUGGAGCAUUGUGAAGGAUCAAAUAAUGAGAACAGAUAAGAUUUUCCAAGGCAACAUAGACAACAACACACACAAAAAGAAUUUGUUUGAGCCUCCGUUCUUUGCCCGAUUUGUGCGCUUUCAGCCCUGGGAGUGGCAUGAGCGAAUAACUGUACGCAUGGAGCUGCUGGGCUGUGAUGAUUAGUGGACUUGCUGAAGGCUGCACACUGCCACUCUCUGCACUUGUUUCACCUGAAGUGUGUCUGCUGGUUGUAGCUGAUGUUUUGUUUCAGUAUGCAUUAGCUUCAUCUGUAUUGCUUUGUAUUUUAUUGUUAAUCAAUGCCAUUAUUUUGAUGUACUUUGAAAAGGCCUUUGGGCACAGUGAUGAUUUUAUGAAGU